This is a messenger RNA of Malus domestica (apple), 1021 nucleotides long. The record is from RefSeq and is a predicted model, not a curated record. NCBI's taxonomy places the organism in Eukaryota, Viridiplantae, Streptophyta, Magnoliopsida, Rosales, Rosaceae.
UGUAUGGGUUUUGGUUUUGACGCUGUAACCAAUGACUACAAGGUUGUGAGAAUUACCAUUGAUCAUAGGGAGGAUCAGGAUCCGAGUACUUUUUAUGAGGUUUAUUCACUGGCUGGAGGCUCAUGGAGUGAUCCUUGUUCUUUGGAUCACGUAUUAGGACUUAACAAUAUUCGCAAACCCACUGCUUUUGUUAAUGGUGCUAUUCACUGGGAUGGAUGGCGCCGUUUGACAAAUGGUGGUUCUGAAUGUUUCAUUUUGGCAUUUGAUGUGGGCAGCGACUCAUUUCGCAGUAUGGUGACACCAAAGGAUUUCAGAAAGUUAUGCAGCGAGCAUUUGUGUAUUUCAGGUUACGGGAAAUCUAUUGCUCUGUCCUACUCUUGUUAUACUGAAAUUAUAGAGCCUCGUCUUGAUAUAUGGGUGAUGAAAGAGUAUGGUGUGGAAGAGUCAUGGACCAAAUUGAUAACACUAUAUCCACCAGGUCCAGAAGGACAAUCUUUGUACCAACCAUUAUGGUUUAGGAAGAGUGGUGAUGUAGUGUUGGUACUGACUGAAAGUUUUCUGAAAGAUGAUAGUAGGCAUGAAUUAGUUUGUUUAGACCUUGUGAGCAAGCAAUAUACAAAUCUUGGAAUUCAUGGAUAUAGAUAUUACUAUGCUGAAUCUUAUGUUGAGAGCCUCGUCUUACUCGACAAGACCGAUGCAGUAUCUUACUGAGGAAAAGAACAGGUAGAAAAUGGGGCAGAUAACCUUCAAGACUUUUACGAUGCCGUCUCUGUAUAGCUGCGUAGUGCUAGCGUUGUUGCUUCUAAUGUUAAAUUGUUCCAAAGUGUAUCAAGAUUUUCAAUCUUUGAUGAAGUGUACCUUUCUGUUUGCUAGGAGAUCGUUUGGGAUUUACCCUUCUUAUUUAACUCUCUGUAAUUUCAAGUUAGACUAGAAAAAGGUCAUCGCUUGUACUAGGGAUUUUCUGUCGUGUGAUGAAUAUCCCGUCACUAAAUUUGCCAUUGGUUAGAAAUAACCUUUUUUU